AUGCCUUUCGCCUUUCGCCACCAGCCCUUCAAGACACUCUACUUUUUUGGUGUAGCCCUCUCAUUCCUUUUUGUCAAGCUUCCUUUCUGGACUGUUCGGUACCUGGUCCCAGCAUGGCGCCCGGUGCGUGAAUGGUCGCUAUCCCGCAUGCUCCUCGUCAAGUCCUUGGGUGUUUUGUUUACCACCAUGUUCGACACGUCUAUCGACUCCUUGAAAUGCGACCCUGAAAAGGAGGGUCCUCCCGAUGAGGUCGGUCUUGUUUGGAUCGAACCCAAACAGGAACUCGUCGUCGGCGAGAUCAAGAGUGCAGCACAGGUGAACAAUAUUCACCCCAUCAAGGUGGCAGGUUUCUGGUACGGGAAGCGUGGAGAAAACGGCCAAGUCGGACAGGCUGCUGGCCCUGACGAGAAAGUUAUUUACGAACUCCACGGUGGCGGUUUUGUGUUAGGUUCGGCAGGCCCAAAAGGCGGUAGCGCAUACUUUUGUUCGGAGGCGCUCAAGUAUGCCCCGCAUUACACUCGUGUCUUUCAAGUCGAAUAUCGUCUCUCCCAGGGCCCUCCGUUGGAACCCAGUGGUGCCUUCCCAGCUGCACUCAUUGAUGCCAUGCUGGGCUACGACUACCUCGUCAACACCGUCGGAUUCAAGCCCUCGAACAUUAUGAUUGCUGGGGAAUCGGCUGGCGGCCAUCUAGCUCUAGCUCUGGCUCGCUACAUCGUCCACGCUAGCAUUCCCUCUCUCACUAUCCCCGGCGCCCUCAUGCUGCAUUCCCCUACUGUCGACUGGGGAAAUACCCAUCGUGGUCCAAAAUCAUCAAUGCACACGCACGCCAAUAGUGACUUCGUCCACAAUUUCCUUUCGGGAUACCCCACCCGCUCAUUGGUCGGCUCUCUCCCUCAAUCAGACGCAUACUUGAAUGCAUGGAUUUCCCCUGCCUCUCUUCGUUUAGAACACUCUGAAGGCCUUUUUGCUGGUCUCCCGCCCACUCUGAUCUUGGCGGGUGCAGUGGAAAUGACCUUAGAUCCGAUGAAGACCCUCGCAGACAGAAUGGAAGCGGACAUGGGCAAGGACUUGGUGACCUAUGUCGAAAUUGAAAACGCCACACAUGCCGUCUUGCUCGCCAAGUGGCAUGAGCCAGAGAGGACGCAUGCGUACGAGGUGUUUGCGUCAUGGGCGAAGAAAUUCUAG
Molecule: messenger RNA, 1185 nt
Organism: Pleurotus ostreatus (oyster mushroom)
Lineage: Eukaryota; Fungi; Basidiomycota; Agaricomycetes; Agaricales; Pleurotaceae
Exons: 2
Coding region: 1-1185 (394 amino acids)
Molecular function (GO): hydrolase activity
Source: RefSeq, a predicted model, not a curated record